This is a messenger RNA of Biomphalaria glabrata, 4488 nucleotides long. Its product is annotated as putative amine oxidase [copper-containing]. Gene Ontology annotation, molecular function: quinone binding; copper ion binding; primary methylamine oxidase activity. The record is from RefSeq and is a predicted model, not a curated record. The coding region runs from base 346 to 2937 and encodes 863 amino acids. Gene Ontology annotation, cellular component: plasma membrane. The transcript is spliced from 13 exons. Gene Ontology annotation, biological process: amine metabolic process. NCBI's taxonomy places the organism in Eukaryota, Metazoa, Mollusca, Gastropoda, Planorbidae.
CUUCUUACCGUGGCCUGUGCUGAGAAAUAUUUGCUUUAGAAUGAAAGUGUCGCGCUAACAGAACAAGUGUGUAAGAAUACAGAAAUCUUUUCUUAGCCCCAAAGAUCCACAAGUGUGUUCCGAGCCAUGUAUUUACAUACUGUGUCGAAACACUCAAGUCGGAGAUUUAGCAUUACUCUAAGUCUGGUUUGGUUGUUUAUUAUUAAGUGUUUAUAGACUACCAUUGGACUCGACCUGGGAUAUACCGUUUCAAAGUAUAUUGUUUAGAGUUGAAAGCUUACGUGGGAAACAUCUCUCCAUUGUUACUUUUGACUUUUUGAAUACAUUUACCGACAUUUCACUGGAAUGCAAGUUUCUGCCGUGACAAAGGAGCAACAUAUUCUACGUCUGCUAAGCGAUGACGAGUCUUCAGAUUCUGCUGACGAGGCCAAACUUUACGAUACAAGAAAAUUAGGCAGGAAACUCAAAGACGAGCCUUGCUGCCUUAAUCGUCGCUCUGUGAAGAGAAUCGCCAUCCCUGUCUUGACAGUGUCACUCGUGUUCUCCUUGAUCGUCAAUAUUUUGUUGUUCAGGAGUACCUCGACUUCCGGGGCACGACCGACAGUGUGUGAUGACAACUCGACAGCCGACUGUCUCGGCAUCAUCAGCUCCAUCAUGUCCAAGACUAGCCAGGACAGCAACCUUAACUCUGUCGUGACCAAGUAUUUUGAGCCAGAGAAGACGGCGUCAUGCUUGACUGAGUUUCCUGAGGAUGGCACUGCCAGUAUUUACGACAAUGUCUUUGCAGACCUGACACUGGAAGAGAUCGAUGCUGUCUAUAAGUAUCUGUCAGGACAGGCUGACCUGCAAAUUGUGGGUUCCAGUAAAAAGGUGGAGGGCAGUGUUUACGGGAUAGAACUUCAUGUUCCUAAUAAAACCAGCGCCGUGGACUAUAUGGAGGGCAGGGGUCCUAAGCCACGGAGAGAAGCUAGAGUCUUGAUCAAACAUAUAAACCGCACACCACCGGUGGUUGUUGAAUAUGUAGUGGGGCCCUUACCAACCCCAUCCUACCAUUUUCGUAACCCUAGACAUUAUGCACUAGUCCCAUACAGAUAUCACCCAACCUACGGCCUGAAGAAUGCCUUCCAUAGUCUGGUAGAAAUUUUAGGCAAUUCGCCAGAACUACUGAACAUAAUGAAAGAAAGUUUCAAUGCCACUCUGGUAGACUGUGGCUCAAACUGUCUGAACAUUGUGCCUCAGAAGACCAGCUCUGCCUACUCCGAGCGCACGUUGAUUCUCUUGUAUCUGACGUACAAGAUUGAGUUCCCAACGGUCAAUCCUCUCAGUAUGAUCUUCCUCAUGAGGGAAACAGAACCAGGAAGUGAUUCGUUUAACUGUGACUCGGUGUUCUACGGAGGUCGAUACUUUGAUUCCAUUGAGUCUUUAAUCUCAGGCUAUCGUCGUGGCAAGAUCAAGAAGGUCAAGAUGAACUUUCCAAGUCCUGCUCCAGGCGAGACUUCAAUGCCAUCCACCAUCAACCUCAGAGGGAAAACAUUUCCCAAUACUUCACAGGCAGGACCAAAAGAAUAUGAGCCCGAUGGAAAACGUUACAGGGUGAAAGGUGAACACAUUGAGUACAUGGAGUGGAGCUUCAACUACAGAAUCUCAACUGUUUCUGGACCUCAAGUUUGGGAUGUCAGGUGGUCAGGGGAGAGAAUCGCUUAUGAAAUAAGUCUUCAGGAUCUUGGAGUUAUCUACGGAGGAGAUAACCCUGCGACAUUCUACACUCAUCUUUCUGAUAGUGCUUUCGGUAUUGGAAACAAAGCGUAUGGCCUGAUGCCGGGAGUAGAUUGCCCAGAGCACGCCACAUUUCAGCCACUCUAUGUCUUUGAUGAGCUUGAAAACAAGGCCGUCACCCGCACCCACGCGUUUUGUGUGUUUGAACACAACACCGGGGUGCCUUUAAGACGUCACAACUCAAACGAUGACGUAUCCGGAAAGAGUUAUGGUGGUCUGGUAGACCGUGUCCUGGUGGUCAGAACGAUUAUUGUGGAGUUUAAUUACGAUUAUAUCUUCGACAUCAUUUUCCACCAAAAUGGCGCCGUGGAGAUCAAGACUUACGCUUCCGGUUUCCUAAUGUCCCACUCGUUUCAAAAUGGCGAUGACAAAUUCGGUUUUAGAGUCGCAGAAAACAUUGUUGGUUCUAUUCAUCAUCAUUUGUUUCACUUUAAAAUUGACCUUGACAUCAAAGGUCAAAUUAACCGCUACGAGACCCUUGACCUGACCUUGGACGAGAGGAAGUGGCCUUGGCACAAAUCGGGGCAAGAAACUUUCCAGCAGCUGUCGUUCAGUCACACGUUAAAAGCAACAGAGUUGCAGGCUGUGUACAGAUACAACUUCUCGACGCCCAAAUAUCACAUCGUCUACAACAACCAGGAGAGGAACAAAUUUGGGGCUCACAGGGCCUACAGAUUGUCUGUAGAGGGCUUUAGUAAAGUCUUAUUUCCAGAUGAUUCGCCAGUGCUGUCUAGUAGAAAGUGGUGCAAGUACCAGAUAGCCGCCACACAUCGUAAAGAUGAAGAAGAGUCCAGCAGCUCCAUCUUCUCAAUGUUUGAUGGUCAGAGUCCUCACGUGGACUUUGAUCGCUUUUUACAAGACGAUGAAAGUUUAGUGGACCAGGACCUUGUGUUUUGGGUGACAGCUGGCUUCCACCACAUCCCCCACACCGAGGACAUCCCCAACACCCCAACAGUAGGCACCCAGGCAACAAUCAGUCUGAUGCCGUAUAAUUAUUUCCCCGAAUGUCCGUCCGUUGGGUCACGUGAUGCGGUCCGCGCUGAUGUCAUCAAAGACUCAGUGGUGUUCCAGGACUAUGGCCUCUCCGUUAACUCUCGAUGUUUACCAAAUAAAUUUGACUUCUCGUAUUUAUUGCUAAAUAAAUCUCAUUUAUUUCCUUAACCUAAAUUUGUGUUGUGUGCUGUAUCAAAUUUUAGAGUAAAUUAAAUUGAUCAAAAUAGUCUAGGACUAGAUUGUCACUAGAUCUAUAAUCUGUACUAGAUCUAGUCUAUAGUCUGCAUGCAUAGAUGAUAGACUGACUAGUUUAAUAGUUAGUAGUAAAAAGUAUGAAAAUUAUUAGACCUAGUUAUUACAAAUAUUAGUCUUAUUUAUUAGAUUUAGAUCUAUCAAUAUUAAAUUAGUGACAGUCACAGUCACAGUGAUACUGAAUUAUUCUGACUUACCGAAACUGAAAGUUAAUGUGUAUAAUAUUCAAUUUUUUUUAACCUUUAGAAUUUAUCCUUGGCCUAUCGUACUACGAACAAUAGAGCACGAUAUGCUCAUUUUCUUUGACUUUUUUGACUAAAAACUAAUUCUAACAAUUUGAAUCGAUAAGACGACCGCCAUACAUUAAUAAAGAGGCCAUGUCAACAAACAUAGAUCCACAUCACAAACCUAUAUAUAUUUGUCUAUGUCUAUGAUUAUGAAACAAAGGCAAAAUAUUGGGAAUAUGGCAGUUUUGUACUUUUCAAAACGAAAGAUCAUAAUUAUAUAUUGGCUGAAAUGUUAGUCCUAGAAUUUAUAGCUCAAUUGCCGCCAUUUUUUUUUCACAUAGAUAUAGUACAUAAAACAUAUUUGACUUCCCCCAAAUAAAAAUAACUACCUACUUCCAGUCUAUAUUUAUUUAUGUCUAUGUUCACAGUCUAAUAAUGUCAGUUUUAAUUUAAAAUGAGAACUGAAAAAUGCAAAAGAUAAAUAACAAAAAAAAAUGUACUUCCGGCCCAAUUUUCUAAUUCUAGUUUUAAACCUAAGAAACGAAACUCAUAGGCGCAACAUAGCCCAUUCUUUUUCUUCUCAAUACCAAACAUGUCUAGAUCAAAGUGUUUAAUACUAAACACGUCCAAUUGACCCAAUUGUAAAAUGCCAACCAACAUGAAUGGUUUAAGUGUCAGAUUUCAAGCCAGAUGUUUACGAUUAGAAACGGAAGUGAGUCAGUCGAUGAGGUAAUAAGACAUGAUCAGACCUGAAUCAUCCAGUCCAGUAUCCGAACUGAAGUCUUGUCAUGUCACACUGACACUUAAACAACCGACUACCUCCUGACUUUUGAAAUUGUUAAGCAGUUGACUUUACUUUCUUUAAAACUCCCACUAAUAUGAAACUACCGAUUUGUCAGGUGCUUAAGUCUUAGAGUUUUAUUUUCCGAUGCACGAAACUACCAUCAGAUCCAGUUGGACUAGGAUCAUUGAGGUUCACGUUUUACUGUCAAAAAUGUUGAACUGAAGGCUCUUUGAACUGUAGGCUUGUAAGUCUGAUUGAUCAAACCGCUAUGUCUGGAAGAGAUCCAUAACAAUGUUUAUAUUUAACACUGAACAAACAAACGAAAUAUGGUGCACUGUGUGCUCCCCUAAUAAAGAGCUUCAUGUGUUGGUUACUAUCAAUAGUGAAUAGUGGUAAAAGUGGUGUAUUUUUAUGAAAAAAAUGCUUGCAUAAGUGAUUUAAAAAAUUAGAUUUUUC